Molecule: messenger RNA, 813 nt
Organism: Hyaloscypha bicolor E
Lineage: Eukaryota; Fungi; Ascomycota; Leotiomycetes; Helotiales; Hyaloscyphaceae
Exons: 4
Coding region: 198-716 (172 amino acids)
Source: RefSeq, a predicted model, not a curated record
CUGCACCUCCUGCUCAGACAUCCACACCUCGGGGACCACAUAGACUAUGCUGCAGAAGUGCUUCUCCUCUCAUCGAGAUCCUCACACCAGACGAACUACUCCGGAAGAACAGUCCCGAUUCUCCUCCGACUCCCAUAAGUCCUGGUAAACCUGGAAGAUGCGACGGAAGCAAACCUCGUUCCUUUGUCAAGGCGGCGAUGGCAUAUGACGAAUACGGAGAGCUGGUAGAGGAAAGCAAGCUUCGACACCACCCAACACCGAACGAGUUGAGUGUUACACAGCUGCUCAGGGCCAUCAAGAAGAAGUUCCAUCACCAGCUGAGAGCGAAGAUCACCAAGAUUGUUGCUCCGCAUGGCGAUGGCCAAGGACCCAUACUGCUGGUAGAUGAACUUCUAACACGUCGACUCACCUGGUGUUUUGAUUUCAGGCCCGCUUCUCCAAAUGUAGUUGCCGAUGGAGCGACGCCCGAGGAGAAUGCUCUUGCAAUCUCCCGCGGCCCUUCUCGAGUUCUUGAGAUCGGCUGCAGUGAUGGAACAUGGUGCUUUAGCUUCAAAAGGGAGCAACCCACGUGGACUGUUGAGGGUGUGGAUGAUACCGUUGGUCCUGUAUUGAUAGAGACCUGGUUGUGCGGGACUUUAUGGUCCCUGAAAGCUUGGUCAAUUCAGGAAGUUACUUUAAUCGAAUCGACACAACCCAGGAGAACCCAGAGUUUGUAAUGCGCAAUAUCAACUCCCUUCUUGCCCACCUGAAGCCCAUGCACCACAGUCUUUAUGAUUUCAUCCGGGCAAGAGAGAUAUUCGAUAGGGUUGAAAG